UGGAAUAACUGGGUUCUGAGGAUUAUCCUAGCUGAGAAUCUGUGAGUAAGACUUGUAAGAAAACAAUACUAAAUAAUAAUCUGAUAUCCUGGUAGUAAGGAAAGGUUUGAGGGUAAAUAUAUGUCAAUAUUUUUUUCUAAUCUAAAUUAGUUUGUAGAGCAAUUAUUGAUAGAGUUAAUCUUUUGGCCCCCAACCUUACUUACACUGCAUUAACUGCUAACAGAACAGAAUUUGUUUUCAUAAGAAUGUAAUUAAUGUGAUAUCUCCUCUCUCUCUCUCCCUCUCCCUAUUUCAAUCUCUUUCCUUUUCUGUUUUGUAACUAGAACACAUGUAGAAUGUAUGCAACUAUUAUGAUGCAAAUAUUGUGUGCUGUGGUGUCCAUGUCCUACAUGUGGACCAGAGCUCACCUGUGUCAGUGGUGCUGCACAAGCACUUCUCACUGCCCCUGUCAGACUCAAAGUAAAAACACAGAGCUAGCACAGGGAGGCAAACAGCUGAGGUCUUGGAAACAGUCAGUCAGCUUGGUACACAGUGGUACCCAUGUGUAUUGCUACAGUUCUGUGCUCUCUUUUAAAAAAUAUGGAAAAUGGACAAAAGGCUCUUGUUACCAUACACACAUUCUUUCAAAUACAGUCUGAUUAUACCUCUCUCAACCUACUGAAUUCUGAGUUUGAAACACAGUUUAAAGUUAUUCAAUACUGAGAUUGCAGAUAUAGAUAAGAUGGGAAUAAUUUCUCUUAUACUAUAACUCUGGGUCAAACAUCUAUGUUGUGACUUCACUUAGUAGAUAUAGCAGGGCUUCAUCAGUCAGUUUUUUCUCUCAAUACUGGCCUCACAACUCAAUAUUUAGUAUUCAUACUUUAUAAAAAUCAACAUGAUAUGCCUUGAGACUGCUUGUGAAAUCAUAAGUCAGUGGGGAUACGUGGUUGAGCAGGCUCUUGCCUGUAGAAUGCAGGAUUUUGUUUCCUACAGCUCUUGUUCUGUCUUAAAAUUUGAAUGUGCAGAAAUACUAAUUCUCUUGUCUUGCUUUACUGCUGCAUGCCAUCUUUGCGAUUCCCAUUACUGACUCUGCUGAUUACUGUCAUUGAGAGAUAAUGAAACUAUCUUGAGAACUGAAUGAUCAAGAGUCAGCCUCAGGAGUACAGUUUCAUUCCUCGAACAUGGAUCUUUCCUGCAGAAUACACACAGUUUCAGAACUAUGUGAAAGAAUUGAAGAAGAAACGUAGACAGAAAACUUUCAUAGUCAAACCAGCUAAUGGUGCAAUGGGACAUGGGAUCUCUUUAAUAAGAAACGGAGAAAAGUUACAAGCUCAGGAUCACUUAAUUGUUCAGGAAUAUCUUGACAAACCAUUUCUCAUGGAAGGCUACAAGUUUGAUUUACGUGUGUAUAUUCUUGUAACCUCCUGUGAUCCAUUAAAAGUAUUUUUAUAUCAUGAUGGACUGGUGAGAAUGGGCACGGAAAAGUAUCACCCCCCCAGUGACUCAAAUUUGAGUCAAUUGUAUAUGCAUCUGACUAACUACUCUGUCAAUAAACAUAAUGAACGCUUUGAACGGGAUGAAACAGAAGACAAGGGAAGCAAACGCUCCAUAAAAUGGUUUACUGAGUUUCUAGAAACAAAUAAUCUUGAUGUCUCCAAAUUCUGGAGUGAUAUUUCAGAGCUGGUGGUGAAGACUCUGAUAGUUGCAGAGCCACAUGUUCUUCAUGCUUACCGCAUGUGCAGGCCGGGGCAAGCACCAGGAAGUGACAGUGUCUGCUUUGAAGUCCUGGGAUUUGAUAUUCUGCUGGACAGAAAACUAAAACCAUGGCUCCUAGAGAUUAAUCGUGCCCCAAGCUUUGGAACGGAUCAAAAAAUAGACUAUGAUGUAAAAAAAGGUGUUCUGCUAAAUGCAUUAAAGCUUCUCAACAUACGGACAAGUGAUAAAAGGAAAAAUUUAGCCCAACAGAAGGCUGAGGCUCAAAAAAGACUGUAUGGCCAAGGAACAGUGAAAAAACUGUUGCCAGGUUCCUCAGACUGGGAGAAGCAGCGCCACACACUGGAAAGGAGAAAACAAGAACUGAAGGAAAGACUUGCACAAGUACGUAAACAGAUUUCCAAAGAGGAGCAUGAAAAUAGACACAUGGGGAACUACAGGCGAAUUUACCCUCCUGAUGAUAAGACAUUACUUGAAAAGUAUGAGAGUUUGUUAGCCACUGCUUUCCAGACCUUUCUUGCUGGAAGAGCUGCUUCACUUCAGUGGGAAAUGAAUAACCCUUUAAAAAGAAUGAAGGAGGAGGACAUUUUGGAUCUUCUGGAGCAGUGUGAAAUAGAUGAUGAAAAGCUAAUGGGAAAAUGCACCAGGCAGCGAGGACCUAAGCCCUUGUGUUCAAUGCCAGAAAGUGCACCUUCCUUAAGGAAACCUAAGAACCACAGCAGUGACAGUAGCUGUGAUAGCGGGAGCAGUGUGUCAGAUUCGGGAGAAGAAACUGAAAAGGAAGAUCACAAUGAAAAAAAAGAGAAAAAAGUGUCAUAUGAUCUUGAAGAAAAUAAAUACAAAUCUUUGGAACGAUCAGGUAGAAUGAACUGCAAACCUUCAAAUAAAAAUGUAAAGUCUCCAUCAUAUUCGUCCCCCACAUCAUCCACAGGUCCAAUAAGGCGUUCUGUGAGCUGCCCUCGUUCCAUAUCAAUACUCACUAUGCAGUCCCAGGGAGCUGAGCAGCGCCCUGUUUCAGCCAAAGCAUCUCUCCAAAUGCAGCGAACAUCCUCAGUGAACAGGUCUCACUCUUUAAGUCGUAGCCCAUCUUCAGCCAGAGUCUCUCAGACACCCACCUUGGGAACUAUGAACUCUUCAGGGUCAGCUAAUAGAAUUGGAAAGACAUUAAGAUUGUGUCUUCACAACAACGUGUUAAAGAGUGAGUCUUUGCUGCAACAGAAAACAAAAGAGCAAGAAAUUGCUUUGACAAAAGAGACUCUUCUCCUUAUCAAUGACUUGAGAAUCAAGUUCCCAGGAAAAACAAAUGAAGAAUCUGAAUUAAUUAUAGAAGAUAUUAUGGAUAAUUGGAAGUAUCAUAAAACAAAAGUGUCAUCCUAUUGGUUGGUAAAGCUGGAUUCAGCAAAGCAACGAAAAGUUUUGGAUAUAGUUAGGACAAGUGUCCGUGCAGUUCUACAGCAUGUCUGGAAAGCCCCAGACAUUGAAAAUUUACAUCUCUACCGUCUUUUUAACCGUGUAUUUAAUCGCUUACUUUGGAGCCAUGGUCAAGGCCUAUGGAACUGUUUCUGUAAUUCAGGGAGCUCUUGGGAAACCAUAUUCAGUAAAGGCUCAGAGGUGGUGACUCCUGAGCAACUCCAGUGUUGCCAACGAAUAGUACAGCUUUGUAAACACUGCCUGCUGGUAGUUUACAAACAUUCAUCAGAUUCAAGAGGAUCCCCGACUGGGAUGAGCCACCACUGGGAUGAUACAAGGUAUUUAUUGCCAAGACCUUCACUGUUCAUCCUGAAAUCAUCCUCAUCCAAACUUAGCUGCAGUUCAUCCGGAAUGCCUCGCCCUAACAUUUUGUUCACACACAGAUACAGUCACUUGUGAAGUAAAAGGAAAAUUGCUUUUGUAAAUAAUAGCACUCAAUUUCUUUUUUUUUAAUUUGUGGUGGAGCUAAACAUAAGCACUGUUAAAUAUUUCCUACCAUCAUAUUAUAAUAAAAUUUAGCUGAAAACCUACUGUAAAAGCAUAGCUUUUCUGGGAACAUAAUGAACCUUGUUAAGUUGUUUACACACACACGUGAAUGUGUAGAUCUUACUAGGUUUAUAAGUAAUUCCUUCCUACUAGAAAUGUUAUUUUUGCUGCAGAAUAUAUAAAAUGGAAUUGUUCUUGGAGAUUCUAUUACAGUAUUACAUUAUUUUGUAAGUACAAUACUUUGACUUUAAAAUUAUUUAUUGUAAACUAUAUUAUUUAUUGUCUCAAAUGUAAUUUAUCCUUUAACAAAGCAGAUAAUUAAAAAAAUCUAGUAGAACAGUAAAACUGUAACAGUUAUCAAAAAUAGUCUGAUCAGUUCUUGAACCUGUUUAAAAUAAACCCCAAAACUCUGUAAGCCAAACCUAAAGCAAACAUAUUUUAAUUUCUCCUCUGAAAUGACAAGAUCUAUUUAAUGCUGCUAUUUUUCUUAAAGGACAUGAUGUAUCUUUUAGCCAAAGUGAAGGCAUCUAGUAUGCAAACAGUAAAAUAUCAGUUUAGGCAUUCACUUCCUAAUUGGAUUCUCAUAAUAAAAUGGAAGCCAAUGUUUGUUUCCAGGUUUUCAUUCACAUUACCUAUAUCCUGUGCCUUUAGGUUUCCUUUGGGAGCAAGCACUCAUCCUCAGCUUGCACUCGCAUGCAUAGUUUUUCUGUUACACUGCAUAAGUGGUAAAGCAGACAUUUUUAGGAAAUACUGCAGUUGUAAUGUAUUAUUUCAAACUUAAACUAAUUGGUUUGUUGUAGUUUUUAGCAUGCAAUCCAGUACCUACUGUAGAAUGUAUCUUUGCAGCAGACAGUAUUUUCUAGAUUGCUGACACCUUUAAAUGUUGGAAAUGUAAUUCAUUAGAAAGCUCUCAUUCAGAUCUAGAUUCCUGGGGCUGGCUGAACAGCACAAAACCAAAAUGAGCCAGAGCAGGAAUCUAGUAUUAACAGGAUUUGUAGCCUGAAAACAUCAUUCAGGUUUUGCUACAUACAGCCAUUCAUCCCACCCAGCAUUGUGCCAUGUGAGCCUUAUUCGUUAUAGAAAUAAUUAUUAAACAAAUCAGUUAAUCUAGAUUUAAAAAUUAAUUAUGUUUUUUAACUGAGUAAAGAACAGAGUAGUUAUUAUUUACCAAAGACUUGUGUACUUAUCAAUCAUUUAACCCUGAAAUGUGUUUGUAAAUUAUCAAUGCAUUUCAGGUAUAUUUUAAAAAUAAUUUGGGGGCUAAUUAUCCUCAGGAGCAAGUAUGUUAGUGUUUUUUGAUAUCCAGCAAUUUAAGACAAAUUUAAGAGGCUUAAGAGAUUUGAGAUUGAAGUCGUAUGGAAAUGAUUUUUUUAAAAGUUUUAGUCAUAGGAUAUAUAAAAACUAGGAAUUCGGUUGAGAUUUUUGAUGCCUGUGCUGUAGUGCCUCAGCUCUAGAACUGCAGAAUAUAUAACAAGAAUGUUUGUAAACAAUUGAAAAACUCUCUUGAGAACUGCCAGAUCAAAGCAGUCUUUUGGUCUGGUGAAGUAUUUUUAAUUUUUGUGGUAAUACUAGUUCAGUAAUAUAGUAUGUUCACAUUAAUUGUAUAUCUCUUUUGGUCCAUACAGUGACUAUUAAAGCAUACUCUGGUUAUCUGUAACACCUAAUAAAAGCUGUAAAUUUUCUCUUCUUGAA
Molecule: messenger RNA, 5340 nt
Organism: Corvus hawaiiensis (hawaiian crow)
Lineage: Eukaryota; Metazoa; Chordata; Aves; Passeriformes; Corvidae
Gene: TTLL7
Product: tubulin tyrosine ligase like 7
Exons: 18
Coding region: 1117-3561 (814 amino acids)
Biological process (GO): protein polyglutamylation; microtubule cytoskeleton organization
Cellular component (GO): cilium
Molecular function (GO): tubulin-glutamic acid ligase activity; tubulin binding
Source: RefSeq, a predicted model, not a curated record